UUCGAAAGCCAUAAGUGCUUCUUAAAUCAGGCUAUUUACUCACUUCCGGUGAAGUCAGUUGGCGUUCGUUUAAUAAUUUCACACAAGGCAUUGCAAUAUACCAAAAGAUUCCUGCUGAAUAUUGACAGGCUGCACUGUGGAGAAACCCUGAAAUGAUCAGACAUUAAUGUUACAUUACGGAGGAUGAGAAAAAGGAAAAAAGUUUCAGUAUUAUGAUAGAUGGACUGACGUCACAGUUGCGCCUGCGUGUUAGAUCAUGGCUGGGGCGGAUCCGAGUGAGGCGGACCGGCUUCCAGCUAUUUUUAUUCGUGACCUUUUCCCUUUGCAUGCUGUUCUCCGUGUUCCGGAUUCUGAUUCAUGGCGGAGUGAACAGGUACACGGACAAGUCUUCUACUGACAGCCGCCUCUCAAUGAUCCACCUACUUAACGACCAUGGGGUGUAUGUGAAUUAUUUUGGUAAUUUGACCGCGGGGAACUGGAGCGCGUGGAAUGUCACGGACAAAAGAGAGAUAUGGAGUCACCCUCAACUGGACAUUUUACAUAACGAACUACCAAGUUUUCUUUCAAACUUCAAAAAUCCCUGCUGGUAUGAAGAUCUACGUGAAGCAAACGUUUACCAGUUCAACAAAUAUACCGUCAUCUCGCGAAACAUUCGAACGACCAUGACUGAACUCAUAAAAGAAUGGGCUACUCGUAUUGCCAAAGAUAGGCCUGCACGGCGCCUGCGCUGUCUACCAUAUUUCCUAAUCGUGGGACAACCUAAAUGUGGUACGACCGAUGUGUACCGGAAGAUUGUCAGGCAUCCUGACGUCAUCAACCCGCCAAUCAAAGAACUUCACUGGUGGUCCCGAAAUCGACAGGGUCGUCGACUGAACUAUACCGAUAUAAUACCCCUCUCUGACUACAUAGAUAUGUUCGAUAUGGCAGCUUAUCACAUCGAGAGACGCUAUGCACGUGAUCCGGAAAUAGAAAAACCGGAAGUUCAAUAUCAUCACACCAUUACAGGGGAGGCGAGUGCGUCCAUACUUUGGGAGAACGACGACUGGUUCCAUUUCCGAGAAAACGAAGGUUACACGGAGCCUAGGUACACCAGCGCAGACUACAUACGUCACGUGAUACCCAGGGCUAAAAUUAUCAUCUGUGUCCGGAACCCCACAGACAGGCUGUAUUCGGACUAUCUUUACUUCACCAAAACCAACAAAUCAGCGGAGGACUUUCACAGAGCUGUGACGUAUGCUGUUGGAGUUUACCAGAACUGUACAGAGCGACACUCCGUCAGAUAUUGUGUAUACAACAGAACAAUAGCCUACCUGUCCAGGGUUAGAUUACGUCUGGGAAUGUACUCCGUGUAUAUCAAGGACUGGCUUAAGGUGUUCCCUCCUGAUCAAAUACUGAUAAUCUCCCUUGAGGACUACGCCAAACAUCCUAGAAAGACGCUCAGUAAAAUCUAUAAAUUCCUGGACGUCAGAAUCCUAGAUGGGGAAUCUAUGAGAUCAAUAGCAAAGAUGAAAACAGCAAACAAAAGGAAAAAAUCAGACCGUAAUGUCGGUGCCAUGUUAAACGAAACCAGGAGGCUGCUAAACGAAUUUUAUGAACCUUACAACCAAGAAUUGGCAGACAUUUUAGAGGAUGAUAAAUUCUUAUGGGAACCGGAAGAGAAUGACUACGAAAGUGUGGAGGACAAAUGAAUCUCGAUCCGGAAGUUAAAAUAAAUGCUGAACUUUGAUAUUUGAUUCCAGAGAUGUGUUUUUGUGUUUAUGUUUAUUAGAUUUAUUUCUAUUUAUGUUAUUUUGAUGAAAGAAUUGUUUAUGUGGAUGUGAAGAUGAACUUAUUGUGAUUAUUGAAAUGAAUGACUUGUUGAUUUGCAAGAAACGCGUACACGAUAUAUGUGAUGGUUCUAUAUUUUAAUGUUGUGAAUUUUAAUUCAGGUUUAAAAAUGUGUUUUUAAAGAACACCUUACAUCUAUUUCGAUUUGCGUAUCAUGCCGAAAACUACGGUUGUUAUCCGCAUGUUUCAGUAGCUUUUUAUAUAAAUCCAUUUGUAAUGGAUUUUUUUUACGGAUACAUGAUGAAUGCAUGAAUGUACAUCUGUUUCUAAUAGUUAUUUAAUUGUCCAUGUCGUAUUUUUAUAGAUAUUGAUAAUAUAUAGGUAAGAUAAAGGCAACUAUGGUAAAGCAGUUCAGUGUGAUACGUAGUUAACAUUUUCACGUUGAGUAUUUCUCAUAUUGAGAAUAGUUUCAUAUUUUGUUCACAAUGUGGACCGUUUAUAUAAGACGUGUAUUAUUUUAUAAAAUACACAUGCUAGAAAUCGUUAAACAUAAUAAUCAUAUUAAUUUUUAUAAUACUUUUAAACUUUUUUUUAUAAAACCUUGACUACCUUUUUUCAAUUCAUUGCCUUCUAAUCCCCCCUCUCAUUUCAACAAAUUUCCAAUUACAGUUCAAGAAUGUACAUAGUCCAUAUUAUGUC
This is a messenger RNA of Saccostrea cuccullata (small rock oyster), 2466 nucleotides long. RefSeq names its product carbohydrate sulfotransferase 15-like. Gene Ontology annotation, biological process: hexose biosynthetic process. Lineage: Eukaryota; Metazoa; Mollusca; Bivalvia; Ostreida; Ostreidae. Gene Ontology annotation, molecular function: N-acetylgalactosamine 4-sulfate 6-O-sulfotransferase activity. The transcript is spliced from 8 exons. The record is from RefSeq and is a predicted model, not a curated record. Bases 213 to 1688 code for a protein of 491 amino acids.